Messenger RNA from Aspergillus melleus, 2673 nucleotides. RefSeq names its product putative alpha,alpha-trehalose-phosphate synthase subunit Tps2 (gene orlA). Gene Ontology annotation, cellular component: cytosol; alpha,alpha-trehalose-phosphate synthase complex (UDP-forming). Gene Ontology annotation, biological process: cellular response to heat; trehalose biosynthetic process; fungal-type cell wall organization. Gene Ontology annotation, molecular function: catalytic activity. NCBI's taxonomy places the organism in Eukaryota, Fungi, Ascomycota, Eurotiomycetes, Eurotiales, Aspergillaceae. The record is from RefSeq and is a predicted model, not a curated record. The transcript has 2 exons. The coding region runs from base 1 to 2673 and encodes 890 amino acids.
AUGAACCCCUCCAAGCACGGCACUGCCGGCCGCUCACCCGCUGAACAACCACCCUCAGUGUUGAUAGGAGCCAGCAUGGACUCCCCGGGCAUGGAUUCCGGCCCGAAUGUUUCCCGUGCUACCUUGAUUCCGGAAAACUCGUCUACUACCCCUGAAAACCCUCGAGAUAAGCAAUGGUCAGACUCCGAUCUCAUCUCCCCCGCCACUCCGGCCCAGGCAGCCAAGGAUGCGAAAUCCGGAUCGGAGCUGCUACGUCGAUUGAGCCUUAGAGGCAACCCCCCCGUGCUGGAGGCACAUCCCCGAGAACAGUAUCCGAGUCUCAACCUGAGUGGGCGAAUCAUCAGCGCGGCUUUCUGCAUUCCUUACAAGCUGUAUCUUCGAACGGGUCAUGACUGGGAGCUUAAAACCCGCCCGGGAACAUCUGCCCUUUUCGACUCGUUUGCAUAUCUCGGUUCCAAUGAGACACGGUGGUCCCAUACGCUCGUUGGCUGGACUGGCGAAGUUGAACCGAUUCAUGAUACCGCUCCCUCUCUAGAGCAGAUUCCUCCCAACGCCAACGGUGUCAAUGGCGCCUCUGUGCCUCUCAAUAAGGCGGCGGCGCCGGUGCCCGUAGAUACCACUCAUCGACCACCCAGUCACCCUCUCGUGGAGGGGGUUUCGAUCGGCCCGGAAGAUCGGGAACGGCUUGAUAGACGGUUAGCAUCCAGUCGAUAUGGCAAAAUUGCACCAGUCUGGCUCACGCCUGAAUCCGAAAUGCCCGAGGACACAAUAACGCUAUCGGAUCAGGGCCGGUGGAGACGGUAUGCGGAACGGGAGCUCUACCCUCUACUUCAUUACAAGCAGCACGGCCCUACCGACGGGCGAUCGGAGCGGACAUGGUGGGCAGAUUAUGUUCGCAUGAACCGGCUAUUUGCGGAUCGGAUCGCCCAAGAGUACCGGGAGGGCGACAUUGUCUGGAUUCACGACUACCACCUGUUCCUACUCCCCAGUAUGCUGCGGCAAAGGAUCCCCAAUAUCUAUAUCGGCUUCUUCUUGCAUGCUCCCUUCCCAAGCAGCGAAUUCAUGCGCUGCCUGGCUAAACGCAAGGAGGUUCUCACGGGCGUCCUGAGCGCGAAUAUGCUAGGGUUCCAAACGUUCUCUUAUUCCCGUCAUUUCUCCUCGUGCUGCACUCGUGUUCUUGGGUUCGAUUCGAACUCCGCCGGGGUCGACGCGUAUGGUGCUCAUGUGGCCGUGGACGUGUUCCCCAUCGGCAUCGAUGCGAAGGCGAUCCAGAAGAUUGCUUUCGGGCCCCCGGACAUUGAGAAAGCUGUCGUGGGGAUCCGCAAGUUGUACGCCGGGAAGAAGAUCAUUGUCGGUAGAGACCGGCUGGAUAGUGUUCGAGGUGUCACCCAAAAGCUGCAGGCCUUCGAAUUGUUCUUGGAGCGAUAUCCCGAAUGGCGCGACAAGGUUGUGCUCAUCCAGGUGACCAGUCCCACUAGCGUUGAGGAGGAAAAAGAGGAGAACAAGAUUGCCGGCCAGAUCUCCAACAUGGUCUCGACCAUCAAUGGUCGUUUCGGCUCUUUGAGCUUCGCACCCGUCAAGUACUAUCCCCAAUAUCUAUCCCAGCAAGAGUACUUCGCGUUGCUGCGGGUCGCGGAUGUAGGUCUGAUCACCACCGUCCGUGACGGCAUGAACACGACCAGUCUGGAAUACAUCAUUUGUCAACAAAACAAUCAUAGUCCUUUGAUCCUGUCCGAAUUCUCCGGAACAGCCGGGACCCUGUCAAGUGCGAUUCACAUCAACCCUUGGGAUACUGCGGGUGUGGCAGGGGCCAUUAGCCAAGCUUUGGAGAUGGCGCCGGAGCAAAAGCAAUCCCAGCAUACAAAGCUCUACAACCACGUCAUUUCAAAUACCGUGUCGUCUUGGUCUCAGCAGUUCCUCACGCGCCUGCUGACCAACCUUUCCUCAUUUGAUCAAUCCGUGGCGACUCCGGCGCUCGACCGGGCCAAACUGUUGAAGCAGUACCGCAGAGCGCGGAAGAGGCUCUUCAUGUUUGACUACGACGGAACGCUGACACCGAUCGUCAAAGACCCCCAGGCCGCAAUCCCGUCGGACCGAGUCCUCCGGACCAUCAAAUCGCUGGCCGCCGAUCCUCGCAACGCCGUUUGGAUCAUCAGUGGACGAGACCAGGCCUUUCUUGACGAGUGGAUGGGUCAUAUCCCCGAGCUGGGAUUGAGUGCCGAGCAUGGCUGUUUCAUUCGCAAGCCACGCUCGGAUGAUUGGGAGAAUCUGGCGGAGCGGUCUAACAUGGGAUGGCAGAGGGAGGUCAUGGAAACCUUCCAGCACUACACCGAGCGGACGCAAGGAUCUUUCAUCGAACGGAAGCGGGUGGCACUCACGUGGCAUUACCGCCGUGCGGACCCCGAGUACGGCGCAUUCCAGGCUCGCGAAUGUCGCAAGCAUCUGGAAGAGACGGUUGGGAAAAGAUGGGAGGUUGAAGUGAUGGCCGGAAAGGCGAAUUUGGAAGUGCGACCGACCUUUGUCAACAAGGGGUUCAUUGCCACUCGAUUGGUGAAUGAAUAUGGAACUGGCCCUGGAAAGGCCCCCGAGUUCAUCCUUUGCUCGGGUGAUGACUUCACAGACGAAGGUAAACUCAUUCCCUCUUCUAUCACUCUUAGUUGCCUGAUUGACUGA